AGGCGUCGGUCAUGCUUCCUGUCUCCUCCGUCCUAAAACCCAACGCCUCGGACUACUAUUAUUUUCCAGAGGCAGGCUCCUGCCUUGUGAAAACCAGAAAUGGCUUCUUUCUGCAGGCAGGCGCUGACGGUGAGCUCAAGAUCACUCGCCUCCAAAUCCAAGUCCUCGCUCCAGAAAUCCCUAGACGAGAGGCGCAUCUCAGCUCUUCUCCGUUCAACGUCAAGAUCCGCGCCCCGCGCUUCCAGGGUGGUUUCGGCUUUGGGUAGCGUGGAGUCGCUAAUGCCCCUCCACAGCGCCAUCGCCUCGGCUCGGCUCAAGUCGAACAUCGCCGUCGAUACUCGUUGCUGGAGCUGGCUUUCUCAGGGAAUGGCAGAACCAUUGUGACAGAGUGUUACCUGGUUUACACGAGGUGAUCGAAUGCAUGGGAUCUUUUCUUUUAUCAAUCUUUUGAAAGGGAAAUUGUCAUCUUGUUGAGAUUCUUCAAUGCAAUGUAUCUAGACUGUAGUAAUGAGCUACUUGGCACAUUAAAUUAGUUUCUCUCUUCGAUUCGUUUAUGCACCCCCCUCCCCCUUUUCCUUGUUGUGGAGAGGGGAUCUGUUGAUCUGUGAUUGUAAUAAGUUUUCUUCUGAUAACCAUUUGGAUGACAGAGAGCGGAGAACAAGCACAACAUUGUCUUUUUAUAAUGAUUCUCAGAUUAUUUCGGCUACUCAUGGGGCAUGCCCUUAGGUUAUUGAUUUUCCUAUUAUUUGGAUGCAUACUUGUUGUAUUGUUUUGUGAAAAUACAUGCUUGUGAUCUAUCUCCGAUUAUUUUGGCUA
Molecule: messenger RNA, 816 nt
Organism: Eucalyptus grandis
Lineage: Eukaryota; Viridiplantae; Streptophyta; Magnoliopsida; Myrtales; Myrtaceae
Exons: 3
Coding region: 100-384 (94 amino acids)
Source: RefSeq, a predicted model, not a curated record